GGUGAGGCUGCAGCGUGGAUCCUCGCUCCGCGCAAAUCCUCCGGUUGGGCAGCUGUUUCUGGGAAACCGCGGCAGAUAGGAGUUUGGGGAGGACGGUGAUCCAGCUACGAUUCUCUCAAAGGUCGCCCUCCCCCUGGACUUUGAAAUGCUUUACAUGAUCGGUUUGGGCCUGGGAGAUGCCAAGGACAUCACAGUCAAGGGGCUGGAAGUUGUAAGACGCUGCAGUCGAGUGUAUCUGGAAGCCUAUACCUCAGUCCUGACUGUAGGGAAGGAAGUUCUGAGUUACUACAUACAGGGUCAAGAUCUGGGGCUGAGCUCAACCUCACAGGAAGAGUUUUAUGGAAGAAAAUUGAUUCUCGCUGAUAGAGAAGAAGUGGAACAGGAAGCAAAUAAUAUUUUAAAGGAUGCUGAUAUCAGUGAUGUCGCAUUCCUUGUAGUUGGUGAUCCAUUUGGAGCUACAACACAUAGCGAUCUUAUUCUGAGAGCAACAAAACUGGGAAUCCCUUACCGAGUUAUUCACAAUGCUUCCAUAAUGAAUGCUGUAGGCUGCUGCGGUUUACAGUUGUAUAGGUUUGGAGAGACAGUGUCUGUUGUUUUUUGGACGGACACUUGGAGACCAGAAAGCUUCUUUGACAAAGUGAAGAAGAACAGACAAAACGGCAUGCACACAUUAUGCUUACUAGACAUCAAAGUAAAGGAGCAGUCUUUGGAAAAUCUAAUCAAGGGAAGAAAGAUCUAUGAACCUCCUCGUUAUAUGAGUGUAAACCAAGCGGCCCAGCAACUUCUGGAGAUUGUUCAGAAUCAGCGAAUACGAGGAGAAGAACCAGCAGUCACCGAGGAGACACUCUGUGUUGGCUUAGCCAGGGUUGGAGCUGAAGACCAGAAAAUUGCAGCAGGCACUUUGCAGCAAAUGUGUACUGUGGACUUGGGAGGACCAUUACAUUCCUUGAUUAUCACAGGAGGCAGCUUACAUCCACUGGAGAUGGAGAUGCUAAGUCUGUUUUCUGUACCAGAAAAUAGCUCAGAAUCCCAAAGCACUGAUGGACUCUGAACAUAGGCAUUUCUAUUGUUAGAUGUUAAUUUCAGUUAUAUAUGCACAUACACAUAUUUGUGUAACAAAUCAAACAGGUCUUUUGGUUUACCUAAUAAGUAUAAAACGAGUGACCAAGAAGAAAGAUGCUGACUCAACAGUGCUUGGUUUCCUUUGUCAGUGAGUUUUUUCCCUAUGAUAUCAUCAGUUUUUGCUGCUAUUUUGGCAGUUUUUCAGGAUGUACAUACAUGGAGCAGACCAAGCUGGAAAACUUACAGAUAGACAUCCAUCGACAGAAUCAUUUAAAAGCAAUUUUUGUUUAUGAAAUCAGUUUAUACAAGGUGGAACUUUCUUCUUUCUUAAAAAGUCAGAUGUCCUGACUGCAAGAUAAGUUGUCCUGACAGCAUUUGGUAUUAAUGCAUAUAAACAGAGGUGGGAAGAAUAAGUCCCCACCCAACAGCCCUACUUACUUAAAGCUCAGCUGAGCACAUGCCACAAAAUGACAUCCUUUUGAAUUGCCUUGUCUUGUUUAGCUGACAUCCUAAUUAUGUGCCUCAUAUUCUGCUGUAUUUUGGAGGUUAUAUAACUGUUGAAUUAUAAAUGUUCAGCCAGCCAUGUAGAGUUGCUGUUUGGUUUUAAAUAGCAUCUUUCACAUCCAAGCUGACAAAUGGAAAACUUGCUGACUGCAAAAUAAAAUUUUUAAAAAUUUA
Balaenoptera musculus (blue whale) is the source of this 1740-nucleotide messenger RNA. RefSeq names its product diphthamide biosynthesis 5 (gene DPH5). The coding region runs from base 146 to 1051 and encodes 301 amino acids. The transcript has 9 exons. Lineage: Eukaryota; Metazoa; Chordata; Mammalia; Artiodactyla; Balaenopteridae. The record is from RefSeq and is a predicted model, not a curated record. Gene Ontology annotation, molecular function: diphthine synthase activity. Gene Ontology annotation, biological process: protein histidyl modification to diphthamide.